Molecule: messenger RNA, 1820 nt
Organism: Anolis carolinensis (green anole)
Lineage: Eukaryota; Metazoa; Chordata; Lepidosauria; Squamata; Anolidae
Gene: aldob
Product: aldolase, fructose-bisphosphate B
Exons: 9
Coding region: 164-1258 (364 amino acids)
Biological process (GO): fructose 1,6-bisphosphate metabolic process; glycolytic process
Cellular component (GO): cytosol
Molecular function (GO): fructose-1-phosphate aldolase activity; fructose-bisphosphate aldolase activity
Source: RefSeq, a predicted model, not a curated record
CCAACCAGCAUGAAGGGGGGUUGGCAGGGGAAAAGUUAACUAGUAACAUUGCUCACAAAGGUAUAAAACGUUUCAGCACUCUUGCAUUUGUCCUGUUUGCUGCAGCCCUCAUCAUCAGUGGAAACCUUUCAUCAAAGCAGGAAGAAAUUCCCCAAACGCCAUCAUGACCCAUCAAUUCCCAGCACUCUCUUCAGAGCAGAAGAAGGCUCUGUCUGACAUAGCUCAGAGGAUCGUGGCUUCUGGCAAAGGAAUCCUGGCUGCAGAUGAAUCUGUGGGUACUAUGGGCAACAGGCUGCAGCGCAUUAAAGUGGAGAACACUGAAGAGAACCGCCGUGCCUUCCGCGAUAUCCUCUUCUCCUCUGAUAACUCCAUCAGCCAGCAGAUUGGGGGAGUCAUAUUCUUCCAUGAGACCCUCUAUCAGAAGGACAACACUGGGAAGCUUUUCCCCACAGUCAUCAAGGACAAGGGCAUAGUGGUUGGAAUCAAGCUGGAUAAAGGCACAGCUCCAUUGGCAGGAACAAAUGGAGAAACCACCAUUCAAGGUCUGGAUGGCCUCGCAGAACGUUGUGCACAGUACAAGAAGGAUGGAGCAGAUUUUGGCAAGUGGCGUGCUGUGCUGAAAAUCACAAAUACAACUCCAUCUACUCUUGCCAUCCAGGAAAAUGCCAACACUUUGGCACGUUAUGCCAGCAUCUGCCAACAGCAUGGACUUGUCCCUAUUGUGGAACCAGAGAUUCUUCCUGACGGAGACCAUGACCUUCAGCGGUGCCAGUAUGUCACAGAAAAAGUUCUGGCUGCUGUUUACAAGGCUCUGAAUGACCACCAUGUUUACCUGGAGGGGACGCUGCUGAAGCCCAACAUGGUGACUGCUGGCCAAGCCUGUACCAAGAGGUACACCCCUGAGGAAGUGGCCAUGGCAACUGUCACUGCUCUCCACCGAACUGUCCCUGCUGCUGUCCCUGGAAUCUGUUUCCUUUCUGGGGGGCAGAGUGAAGAGGAGGCUUCAAUCCACCUCAAUGCUAUCAAUCUGGUUCCUCUGCCUAAACCUUGGAAGCUGACUUUCUCCUACGGACGGGCCCUGCAAGCAUCGGCUCUGGCUGCCUGGUCUGGCAAACCUGAGAACAAGAAGGCAUCCCAGGAAGCCUUCAUGAAACGGGCAAAGAUCAAUAGCUUGGCUUGCCGAGGCCAAUACGUCACUUCUGGAAAGAGCAGUGGAGCAGCCACUCAGUCUCUUUUUACUGCCAGUUACACAUAUUAGUGUAUUAAAAGAAUGCAGCUAGCUAGCUUGUUGCUCUUUGCAAGUAGCAGGAUAGAGGAAGAACUACAGCAUGUAACAUCUCAGUAAAAAGCCACAAAUAAAUGGAUCGCUAUAAUAGGGACCAUUGCGUGAUUGUGAUCCUCAGAAAAAGGUUCCAGGCAUCACUCACUUAUUGGGGACUCAUUUUAAACAUUCCACUGAUUUAAUAGGUCUGAAUUUGUUCCACACUUUUGAACCAUGGUCUGCUCUUUCAGUCAAUGCUGCUGUUUCUGCCAGUUGACUCAUGGACCUCUCGCUAGAAAAACCUGGAUUCCACUUUGCAACCAAUUCCAUUUUCUGACAAUGCUCCAGUCCCUAACCCACCAGAUAAGCAGAAGCUCCCUGUAGAAAAAAAAGUCAUUUCAAGCAUCUACAUAUUUUCCCAAACUGGAUUGAUUUCACGGAUCCACCCUGCACUACUUUUAUUGGAAUGCCUUUUUCAGUCCAUUAUGUUUCCAAUACACUAACUGUGAACGAACUUCCUGCCAUGUGAAAAAAAAUAAAUACAUCCUUCUGAAAUUUA